AUGGCUAAAAUCAACUAUGAAUCUGGACUUCCAAUCAACCAAGCUGAAGAUGACAGUGAGGAAGAUUGUGAAUUACCAGCUGAACUAGCACGACUGCUUGAGCACGAAGAGAAAGAGAUUCAUCCAUACAAAGAACCGGUGGAUGUCAUUAAUUUGGGUUCUGAAACUGACAGAAAAGAGGUGAAAGUAGGGGCAUCUCUCGCCAAGCAUAUGGAUCCAAUAAAGUACAUAUUUGCAAAGCCUGCUGUUACUGGUAGAAUUGCUCGGUGGCAAAUGCUGCUAACCGAGUAUGAUACACAGUACGUGACCCAGAAAGCAAUUAAAGGGAGUAUUUUGUCUGACUAUCUAGCCCACCUGCCUGUUGAAGGCUACCAAUCAUUAAAGUUUGACUUUCCAGAUGAAGACAUCAUGUUUAUCAGAGAUUUUACUAUGCCAGGCCUCGAGGUAAGCUCUGAGGAAGGCCCCGAACCAGGAUCGCGAUGGACGCUCGUGUUCGACGGUGCUUCCAAUGCCCGAGGUCAUGGUAUAGGUGUUGUUAUCACUUCUCCAACUAGUUUCGACAUCCCUUUCACUGCUAGAUUAUAUUUUGACUGCACCAACAAUAUGGCAGAAUAUGAAGCAUGUAUCUACGGUUUAGAGGUGACAAUCGACUUGAGAAUCAAAAUCCUCGAGGUAUUCGGUGAUUCAGCUCUGGUAAUCAGUCAAGUGAAAGGCGACUGGGAGACUCGAGAUAGCAAGUUGAUACCCUACAAAGAGCAUAUCAGAAAACUGAUUCCCUAUUUUGAUGAGAUCUCCUUUCAUCAUAUUUCUAGGGAAGAAAAUCAGUUAGCAGACGCUCUAGCUACGCUGGCAUCUAUGUUCAAAGUCAAAUGGAAGAAUGAGGCACCAUCCAUCCAGAUUGACCACUUAGAUGAACCGGCACAUUGUCUAGAAAUUGAGGCCGAUCCUGACGAUAAGCCUUGGUUCUAUGACAUAAAGACAUUUCUGGAGAAACGACAGUAUCCUGAGGGUAUAUCCAUUACUGAUAAGAAGGCUCUAAGAAGACUCUCUUCUAAGUUCUUCCUAAAUGGUGAUGUGUUGUAUAAAAGGAACUAUGAUUUUGUACUGCUCAGAUGCGUGGAUAAACACGAAGCUAGUAGAAUCAUAAGGUCCAUACACGAAGGUUGCAAGGGUGUACAUGCGAAAGGUCCUGCUAUGGCUAAGAAGAUUCAUCGGGCUGGUUAUUAUUGGACGACAAUGGAGGUUGACUGA
This is a messenger RNA of Lathyrus oleraceus (garden pea), 1251 nucleotides long. RefSeq lists its product as uncharacterized. Lineage: Eukaryota; Viridiplantae; Streptophyta; Magnoliopsida; Fabales; Fabaceae. Gene Ontology annotation, molecular function: nucleic acid binding; RNA-DNA hybrid ribonuclease activity. The record is from RefSeq and is a predicted model, not a curated record. The transcript is spliced from 2 exons. Bases 1 to 1251 code for a protein of 416 amino acids.